AUGACGAAGAUGACGGAGAAGUUUGCCUCGCCCUCUGCGGGCGGCGCCGACCCGCCCCAUACUGGCACGAUCGAGGCGGUCGUCCUGGAGCGCAAUGGGCCGGAAAGCCCAGGCGACCACAUCAUCGAGACCAAGUUUGGAAUCGAGGAAGAAAACGUCGACGGCGCGACAGUGCACUCGCUGCACUCUGUCCCCAUCGACAAGGAACCAGAGGACGCGACCGACUACCCCGACGGAGGGUAUGGGUGGGUCUGUGUCAUCUGUGCCUUCAUGGUCAACUUUGCGACCUGGGGCAUCAACACGAGUUUCGGCAUCUACCUCUCGUUCGACCUGGAGAGCAACCGCUUCCCGGGCGCGAAGGACAUUGAUUUCGCCUUCAUCGGCUCGCUGUCACUUUCGCUGGCGCUCGCGAUCGCCCCUUUCUCGAACUACCUGUCGAAGACGUUCCACUGGCGCUACUCCCUGAUUCUGGGCACGAUCUGUGUCGUCGCUGGCCAGAUUCUGGCCGGCUUCAGCAAAGAGAUCUGGCAGCUGUACCUGACGCAGGGCAUGCUGUUCGCCAUCGGCCUCGGGCUCACCAUGGUCGUGAGCAGUCCGAUCGUGUGCCAGUGGUUCGGCACGAAGCGUGCGUUUGCGAUCGGCAUCGUGUCUGCUGGAUCUGGCGGUGGCGCGCUGUUCUUCGCCAACAUUACGCGCAUCACGCUCGAGCGCCUCGGAAGGCAAUGGGCAUGUGUCGUCAACGGGUGUAUCAGUGGGGCAUGCCUUAUUCCCGGCCUGCUCUUCUACCGUACGCGCGCGACACAGCUCAAGGUCCGUUUCGAGCCGUUCCAGCCCUCCUUCUACAAGAACCCGGGCUUCAUCGGCAUGUGUCUCUGGGGCGGGUUCAUUUCCUUCGCGUACGCGAUCGGAAUCUACACCGUGCCCACAUUCGCAACGCAAGGUCUGGGUCUGAGCCAGAAGGACGGCUCGACGUUGCAGUCUCUUCUCGCUGUGGGCCAGAUCGUCGGCCGCCCGCUGACGGGAUACGUCCUGGACAAAGUCGGGCGAUUCAACGGCGCCAUCGUCACUACGCUUGUGGCGUGCAUCUCGUGUCUGGCCAUAUGGCUGCCGGCGCAGAACUUUGCCACCCUCGCUGUGGCCGCGAUCGUGCAGGGCGCCUCGAGCGGUAUCUUCUGGAGCUCUUCGCAGGCGCUGCUUACCGAUCUCGUCGGUAUCAGGGACAUGGCCAGCGCGCUCUCCAUGCUGUGGCUGAGUAAUGUGGCCCCCGCCACCGUGUCCGCCCCCAUUGCGAUCUGGCUCGCGGACUACUCCCGCAAACGGGGCAAGACAGGCGCCAGCGUGUUCCACGACGGCAUCAUCUUCGCUGGCGUCUGCUACUUCGCAUCCGCCGUGAGCCUGUACGGCACGAAACGGUAUCUCCAGGGCAACUGGAAGCCGUUCGUGAAGAAGUGA
Trichosporon asahii var. asahii CBS 2479 is the source of this 1452-nucleotide messenger RNA. RefSeq lists its product as uncharacterized. Lineage: Eukaryota; Fungi; Basidiomycota; Tremellomycetes; Trichosporonales; Trichosporonaceae. Gene Ontology annotation, molecular function: transmembrane transporter activity. The record is from RefSeq and is a predicted model, not a curated record. Bases 1 to 1452 code for a protein of 483 amino acids. Gene Ontology annotation, biological process: transmembrane transport. The transcript is spliced from 2 exons.